This is a messenger RNA of Actinia tenebrosa (Australian red waratah sea anemone), 2091 nucleotides long. Its product is annotated as neuropeptide FF receptor 2. Lineage: Eukaryota; Metazoa; Cnidaria; Anthozoa; Actiniaria; Actiniidae. Gene Ontology annotation, biological process: G protein-coupled receptor signaling pathway. Gene Ontology annotation, cellular component: plasma membrane. The record is from RefSeq and is a predicted model, not a curated record. Gene Ontology annotation, molecular function: G protein-coupled receptor activity.
AAAAUUAACGAAAAUAUGCACAACUACUGGCAAAAUAAUUUGUUGCGGUGAAGACUAGAUAAAGGAUCACAUCACAGUGGUGAUAUUUUAUGCUCACACGCUUUUAAUGUUUGUGGGUUGAAUCAAUACAGGGCAUUCGUUAAAAAAUGUUUGCCCAUUCUUUCUCUUCCUAACAUUACACACCGCAAUACAUCUGUUCUUUUAUUCCCUACUCACGUGAUUCGAUGGCUCCAGUGACCGGACGUAAUGAUUACUAAGUCUUAUGAUGCUGCCUUUUAUAUAUGCACCUAUAGGUUUAUUCUAUUCAGUAUUCCUGUCUGAGUAGACUGAAACAAUCAACGCUUAGAUCACUGGCACCUAAGAAUCAAUACUGAAAGUAUUGUAUCAGAAGCUACUGGAUGCACUUCAAUACCCAGGAUCGAUAACCAUCUAAUCACCAAGUUCAAGGUUUUGAAAUUACCACGAAACAGACUUCAUGACGGCGUCGAGUGAAUAAGGGACAAGUUCCAGUGAAGCUGGUUGACAAAGGAUACUCAUUCAGACGAAACUUUAAUAAGGAGAGAAAGUAAAUAUUCGGUUGUGCUGUAUAAGAUAAAAGGACGCAACCCGCAGCGAUAACGGUAUAAGGAGAAAAAAAUCAAUAACAAGUCGGAAGAGUUGGUAAAAAGGAGAACGGAGACAGAUUUGAAGAGAAGAGAGACUGAUUUUCCACGGUAAGAGAAUUGGGGAAAGAGAAAGAAGGGCAAAAGUAAAAGAGAAGGAGAAGAGGACUAAAGUAGCUUGAAUAGUGUAACGUUGCCGAAGAAAAAGAGAAGAAAAAGAAGAAGACGACGACGACUGCAGAAGAAGAAACACUUAGUAGUAUCUAACGCUGUCAGCGCCAAAAAACUGAACUAUAGAAAACGGUAAUCAAAGAAAAAAAGAAAAACAGAAGUUUGGCAGCAGUAGCAGUAUUACAACACCAAUCAACAACCUAACUAUGAAUAACAACACAUCAUCUAGUAUUAUCUAUCCUCUCGAGUCGCCAGAAGCAAAUGUCCGUUUUGUCGUUUACCUUGGAAGUCUAAUCUUAGGUACGUUUGGCGGAUGUACUGUCCUUGCAGCGAUAAUAACCAAGCAAGGAAACAAGACAGACAACGACAUUUUCUUGACUAAUCUCGCCAUUUCCGACAUGCUGACAAUCUGGGUUUACGUAGGAGUCCAUUUUUACCUUCUCUCCGGUCAUCUCUAUGGAAAAUACUUCUGUCUGUACUUCUGGCCACUCAUGAGCGUGCCACUGUGUGCAAGUAUAUUUACUAUCACAUCCAUGGCUGUUAUAAGGUGUCGCAGUAUCUUGUUCAUGUGGACUCAAAUGAUCACUCAAAAAACUGCUAAGAUUUGGGUUCUAGGCUUAUGGAUAGCAGCAUUCAUCGUUCUUAUCCCCGCUCUUGCUGUUUCAAAGUCAGCUGGUCGAUUCUGUCAUCUUGACUGGUCUACGAUAAGUCAGAGAAGAGCGUACGUUUUCUUUAUUUUUACUGUUGAAUAUCUGUUCCCUUUGGUCAUAGUGCUAUGUUGCUACGUUGGCAUCGGCAUGAGCUUGAAGAAGCUCGAAGGACAAGUGCAGAGAGAGAAUAUACAACGUGAGAAUAAAGACAUCAUCAAAGCAAUUGCAGCAAUUGUCAUUGUAUUUGCUAUCUUCCUGAUGCCUUUACAAGUUGGAAUGAUGAUGUGGGAGUUUGGAAACACAAAAGCAAAGAAACUAGUCCUGACCUUCAUGAACUAUGCGGAUAUAUUAUGCAUCUUUCACAGUUGCCUCAAUCCAUUCAUCUACGGUAUUGUUCCCAGAGAGUUUCGUAAUCGCUACUCUAAGUGGAUUACAGUGGUCAUAAACAAAAUCAUAAACAACUGCUGUCGACUCUCAAGAUAUAAAUUCAGAGAACAACGAAAUAUGGGUGGAAAUAAUGUCUAUCUUGGGACAACCGAUGAUAUAAUACUUUAAUAAAUUCAGUUCAAUUUCGCAUACUGGAGAAAACCCAUCAUUACAACUUCUGUAAGAAAUCCCAGAUACGUGUAAACUGAAAAAAAGAAAUUAUAGCAUAGUUCUUAAAAGUG